UCGAUCAUGUCAAAGUGCAUACACGGCCAAUGAAAAACACAACACGUACGCGCGACUUUGUGACAAUGGAGCGCGCAACCCACAAUGAUAAUGAUGAGCACGUCAUCGACGUUACAACCGAUGACGAUUCUACGCCAGGAUCGUCUUUGUACGUUACAACCGAUGACGAAACCCACAAUGAUAAUGAUGAGCACGUCAUCGACGUUACAACCGAUGACGACUAUUCUACGCCAAGAUCGUCUUUGGACGAGGGAAGCUAUUCUUCAUUAAGCUCGCCUCUGUCUACUGAUGACGAAACUUCAGAUGACGGUGCAAGUUCAUCAUCUACAAGAGGCUGUGAUAGUUUUUGGAAUACAUUGGAAUUAGUAGUCACUUUGGUUCACAUUGUUGCAGCAUUAGUAAUUUUGACUCUGGCAAAAGAUGAACAUCCACACGCACUUUUGUUAGCAUGGCUCAUCGGUUACACUUGUGGAUGUAUUACCAUUGCCCUCCUUAUUAUCCUUUCGCUUCUCCGCAAGUAUAACCAAGUUGGGGUUUACUCAAGGUCGAGAGUGGAUCGGGUGAUGGAGGUUUUGAAGAUUGGGGUUGAAUGUUUAUUUUUUGUGUGGUUAAUCUUGGGGAUUGUAUGGAUUUGUGAUGCACACUCAUCUCCUUCCGAUGCUCCUAAACUCCACAGGUUAUGUGUAGGCUUCAUUGCUUUCAGUUGCAUUAGAUAUGCAUUUACACUUCUAUUAUGUGCAGAUUCUCUUUUGGGUGGUGGAUUAUAUUUUCAGAGACCGAGCCCUGAUGAUUGUUGUUGCAUAUGCUUGGAGACAUUUGGAGAGGAAGAAAGAAUAGUAAUAAGGAAACUUGAAUGCUCACACGUAUUUCAUUCGAAGUGUAUAGACAAAUGGCUGAGAGUCAAAUCGACAUGCCCUCUCUGUCAAUCACUGGUUAGGGAUUGAUGAGAUGAGGUUAAGGUGUUUUGCGGGAGACUUUUUUUUUGUUACGUUGUUUUGUUAAUAUUCAAAACAUAGAAGUGUUAUACCACAUUAAACCCUCUCCACUUGAAAUAGGUUCCCGGAGAUGUCUGUCAUGAGGCUAUUACUCAUGCUUUUGAUCUGAAUUUUUCAAGAACCUCCUUAUGUGUCUUUUUAUCUGACUAUUUUUUAUAAUAAUUUAAUUGCUAAAUUCUACAAGAUAGUUUACUUU
Messenger RNA from Camelina sativa (false flax), 1191 nucleotides. RefSeq names its product E3 ubiquitin-protein ligase At4g11680-like. Lineage: Eukaryota; Viridiplantae; Streptophyta; Magnoliopsida; Brassicales; Brassicaceae. Gene Ontology annotation, molecular function: zinc ion binding. The record is from RefSeq and is a predicted model, not a curated record.